UCAUCUACCUCGUAUUAUCCAUCCAUCCAUCCGGAUCUUCCAUCUUCAACUCAAUUGCUCUUCGUCCGGGUCAAUUGCCACUCUUUCACAUUCAUAAUGGUUCUCCCCCGAUCAACGGCCUUCCGCGCCGCCUCAAUCGCCCGUUUGGCCCGUCCCGCAAGGUCCUUCCGCACUGCAGAGCUCCAGCCAUGGCAGCGCAUGUGGCAGCAAUCCAGCCGUAGGUCCUACGCUUCUGCGCAUGGCGCACACGGCCCAGCGAAGAGCAGCGACUUGCCAUGGGCAGCUAGUGGAGGCAUCAUGACCGUCCUCGGACUCUACAUCGUCGUCACCCAGGACACCGGCAGUGGUGAAGGCCAUGGUGACCAUGGUGAUCACCACGAGGAGAAGCACGAUGAGGCACCUGCAGAGGAAGCCGCCGAGGAGCCCAAAGAGGAGCCCAAAGAGGAGCCCAAGGAAGAGAAGAAGGAGGAGAAGAAGGAAGAAAAGAAGGAGGAGAAGAAGGACGACAAGAAAGAGGAGAAGAAGGACGACAAGAAAGAGGAGAAGAAGGAGGACAAGGAAGCGAAAAAGGAUGAGAAGGCUGCCGACCCUGCCAAAUCGGACAAGCCCGACGCAUCGAAAGAGAGCAAGAGCUCCAAUGAAACCUCUGGCAAGCAGCAAGGCCUCUCCAACGAUGAUACCGGUCACUCUACUCCUGUUUCCGAGAACCCAGAGAAGAGCUCCAAGGGUGAAGGUGUUGCCGAGACCGCAAAGCUCAAGGGUACCGUUUCCAGCGACCGACCCCAGGCCGAGAACAAGGACGAGCGUGGCAAGUCUGAGUCCGACAAGAACUAAAUCAUCAAUGCCGCAACACCUAUACUCCACCCUUUGUAGCCAUUAUUAUGAGUCGGUCGCCGUGGAAAGCUGCCGACUCUUGUACAGUGUAACGCAUCCAACAUCUUUAAUGCCACCCUCACGCUUAUCCACAUCCAAAAUGUGAUGGUCCGUUUUGCUUUGACUAGUUGUUGUAACUGCUGCGAGUUGCGAUGACUUGGAGAUUCAUUUACUCCAUACUCCGUACAUGCGUUCGACGUGAUGUCAAACCCCUGAUGAUUGCUAUUUUUACCGCCUCAGCUAUACUCCGUACAACGGCAGGCAAUAACGCAGGUGCAAAACAAGUC
Aaosphaeria arxii CBS 175.79 is the source of this 1160-nucleotide messenger RNA. RefSeq lists its product as uncharacterized. The record is from RefSeq and is a predicted model, not a curated record. The coding region runs from base 97 to 834 and encodes 245 amino acids. NCBI's taxonomy places the organism in Eukaryota, Fungi, Ascomycota, Dothideomycetes, Pleosporales. The transcript is spliced from 4 exons.